AUGCAACUGUCACAGCAGUAUGACUUCAUGGAGCGCCUGGACGGCAAGGAGAAGUGGAGUGUGGUUGAGUCACCCAGGGAGCGCCGGAGCAUACAAACGCUGGUUCAGAACGAAGCCGUGUUUGUCCAGUACCUGGAUGUGGGCCUGUGGCACCUGGCCUUCUACAAUGAUGGCAAAGACAAAGAGAUGGUUUCCUUCAACACUGUAGUCUUAGAUUCAGUGCAGGACUGUCCACGUAACUGCCAUGGGAAUGGCGAAUGUGUGUCCGGGCUGUGUCACUGCUUCCCAGGGUUUUUAGGAGCAGACUGCGCUAAAGGCAGCGGGCAGACUCGGGCCCUCCUGCCAGGGGGAGAAUUUGCCACAUUAACAGACGAGAUUCCCAUCACAUUCAAGCGGCCAGGUAUAUGCAGUGCGGACGGCAGCUCCUUGACUCCUGAUAAACAUGCCACUCUGCAUCAGGCACCCGAAGACAUCCUCGCA
Odocoileus virginianus texanus is the source of this 480-nucleotide messenger RNA. Lineage: Eukaryota; Metazoa; Chordata; Mammalia; Artiodactyla; Cervidae. The record is from RefSeq and is a predicted model, not a curated record.